This is a messenger RNA of Neodiprion virginianus, 2083 nucleotides long. Its product is annotated as flavin-containing monooxygenase FMO GS-OX3-like. The transcript has 7 exons. The record is from RefSeq and is a predicted model, not a curated record. NCBI's taxonomy places the organism in Eukaryota, Metazoa, Arthropoda, Insecta, Hymenoptera, Diprionidae. Gene Ontology annotation, molecular function: N,N-dimethylaniline monooxygenase activity; flavin adenine dinucleotide binding; NADP binding. The coding region runs from base 350 to 1651 and encodes 433 amino acids.
AAGGAAAAUACAAGGUGUAUUACUAGUGAGAAAUUCAAUGCGAUUUACUAAACAAUGCUGAGGAAUGCUGUGUUUGGAAUCUCGGAGUUAAAUCGGUUGCGGCAUGCUUUCGCUUAGGGCGCGAUUACAAACGGAAUUACUGGAUACUCGCUUUCUCAGUCAGUGUUUCUCCGAGCGUCGAUCGGGUAACGACACUUUAUCAGAAAUUGUGACCGUUCUUACUGCUGCGGAAAGUUUUCGUGACUUUGGAAGCGGCACCGGCCUUGUGACAAGACACGCAUUUUUUCAACAGUUCUUCCGUUGAGAUCAAACAAUAUACCCGAGUCAGUUUCUACCAAGUCGGAGAGAUAUGCCCGGAAGUAAAACGAGAGUCGCAAUUAUUGGUGGUGGUGUUUCUGGUCUUAUCGUAGCUAAACAUCUUGCCACGAAUCCAGAAACUUUCGAUUUCACUCUGUUUGAGCAAACCGACCAGGUUGGUGGAACAUGGGUUUAUACCGACGAGACGGAUUUCGACUCUCGCGGACUUCCAGUUCACAGCAGCAUGUACAAGAACCUCAGGACGAACGUGCCAAAAGAAAUUAUGCAAAUUCCUGACUUUCCCUUCCAAGAUCAAGAUGGGCCGUCUUUCGUGCAUCACAGCGUUGUUCGGAAUUAUCUAUUGAGUUAUACGGAGCACUUCAAUCUCUUCCCUCAUAUAAAGUUAAAUACGGUAGUGAAAAAUGUUGAGCCCGAAGGUUUUCCAAGCGGCCAAACAAUGUGGCUAGUAACUUCCGAGGACUUGGAAACAAACGUUGUAACGACAAGGAUCUUUGACGCUGUGAUACUUUGCAACGGACAUUAUACUGUGGGAGACGUUCCUCACAUUCCUGGAAUUGAGACUUUCCCUGGAAGAUCUAUACACAGUCAUCAGUACCGGAAGCCAGAGACGUACGCGAACAAGAAGGUCUGCAUUCUGGGCGCCUCGUGGUCUGGCGUGGACAUUGCUUGCGAGCUAUCCAAGUACGCUGAAAAGAUCUACCUAAGUCACAAUCUGGAAGAUCUGAAAAUGAAAAAACUGCCAGAAAACGUACAAGAAGUAGCAGGAAUUGAUAGAAUCCAUGGAAACACUUUCGUGUUCAAAAGUGGAGCUACUGCGGUCGUUGAAGAGUUCGUUUACUGUACAGGUUACCAGUUCACGUUUCCAUUCCUAUCUAAAAAAGUGUUUAUCAGUACAAAGGACAACCUCGUGGAACCAGUUUACAAAUAUCUUGUGCACACAGACGUACCGAAUCUUUUCUUCAUGGGAUUACCAGGACUCGCUGUCCCAUUUCCAAUGUUCCACAUUCAGGCCCAGUAUAUCGUGAAGGUUAUGGACGGUCGCGUUAAGCUGCCUUCCUCCUCAGAAAUGCGCGAGGACUUUCAGAGGGAAAAGCGAAAGUUGUUACAGGAAGGGAUUCCGCUGAGACACAUAAUUAAGCUGAAAGACAGACAGUGGGCUUACUAUGAUGACAUCGCGACGAUAGCCGGAGUGCCAAGUUUCCCACCGGUAAUUAAAGAAAUUAUGGAUCAUGUGACCGAGAUGCGUAACCAGGACUUGAUAACGUACAAAAAUUAUCGAUACCAUGUCGUUGACAGUGAGAAUUUCACAGUUGAUUAUUGUAAGCCUUGUUAGAGUUUCAAUGUUAAGGUUAAUCUUAAAACAAUAAUACUAAUUAUAAGGUAAAAGAAAAAUCUCCAGACUAUUUAUUGUAACUUUGAAGAGAAAAGGUAUUAUUAUUGUAUGUACAAUAGCGGAAUUGACAAUCUUCGUACUUUUUACUCUCGCAUAAGAUAUUAUUUCUAAAUAUACCUAUACAUAAUUUUCUGCAUAAAAAUACUCAAAGUAUGGUUAAAAUAUGAUUUAUUGCAUUUUUAUUAUUCAUGCGACUUAGGCCUGAUUGUAUCUUAAAAUGUAAUUACACUGCUCAGUUAUGAUCAAUAAUACCCUCACGGGUACAUUUCACGUGAAUAUAUAUACACAUAUCGUGUAUACGAUGAGCAAACUUUAUAUGUGUUCUCCUUAUCAGCAUACCUGCACAGAUAUAUACUGUGACGUGUAAUUCUG